AUGAGAUCAGACUUUAAAUUCUCCAACUUACUCGGAACUGUUUACAAGAAGGGUAAUUUGGUUUUCACAGAAGAUGGCACUAAAUUGUUAUCCCCUGUUGGUAAUCGAGUUUCAUGUUUUGAUCUUAUAAGAUCACAGUCGUUUACAUUCAGUUAUCAACACCGCAAGAACAUACAAUGCAUGGCCCUAAACAAGCAAAACACUCUCUUGAUAUCCAUUGAUGUAGAUGGGAGGGCAAUACUUUUAAAUUUUGUCUCCAGAGUGGUGCUCCAUCAUUUCAAUUUCAAGUCUAAAGUGAAUAAUGUCACAUUCAGCCCGUGUGGGAAGUAUCUCGCCGUUGCCACUGGAAGAUUCAUUCAAGUAUGGAAGACCCCUGAUUUUACCGAAGAUAGACAGUUUGCACCAUUUGUGAGACAUAGAGUUUACCUGGGACAUUUUGAUGAUGUAUUGAGCGUUUCCUGGUCCCAAGACUCGAGAUUUUUUAUAAGUACAAGUAAGGAUAUGACAGCAAAGAUUUAUUCGAUAGAGUCAGAUGAAAAGGAUGUUGCCCGGACUUUCUCAGGACAUCGUGACUACGUUGUGAAUGCUUUCUUUAGCAAAAACCAAGAAAUCAUCUAUACAGUGAGUAAAGAUGGAGCAUUGUUCAAAUGGGAGUAUACCGAGCCACCACAGGAUGAAGAGGAAAGUGAUGACGAAGAGCAUCAGCCUACAAAAAUGGAUUGGAGAAUUACCUCUAAGAACUACUUUUAUGCCAAUGGAAAGCUUAAGUGUGCCACGUUUCACGCCAACUCCUCUUUAUUAGUCGUUGGAUUUUCUAACGGAGAAUUCAGGGUCUACGAAAUUGGUGAUGACUUUAAUCUCAUACAGCUGUUGAGUAUGGGUCAGGAUACUAUAAAUACGGUGAACAUCAACAACACCGGAGAAUGGCUUGCCUUUGGUUCCUCGAAAUUGGGCCAAUUAUUAGUGUACGAGUGGCAAAGUGAGUCAUAUAUCCUCAAACAACAAGGUCACUUUGAUUCAAUGAACGCAUUAUGCUAUUCACCAGAUGGCUCUCGAUUGGUUACAGGCUCGGACGAUGGAAGGAUUAAAAUAUGGGACGUUGCUUCUGGUUUUUGCUUGAUGACAUUUAAUGAGCAUUCUGCACCAGUCACACAAGUUCAGUUUGCCAAAAAGGGCCAGGUAUUGUUUUCGUCUUCUCUAGACGGUACAAUACGUGCAUUUGACUUGAUUCGGUUUAGAAACUUUAGAACUUUUACUGCAACAUCCAGAAUCCAAUUCAAUUGUGUAGCUGUUGAUCCUAGUGGAGAAGUUAUUGUUGGGGGCUCACAAGAUAGUUUCGAGAUUUAUGUUUGGUCAGUACAGACAGGGAUUUUGCUCGAUACGUUGACAGGCCAUGAGGGGCCAAUUUCAUGCUUGUCUUUUGGUCAAGAAAAUUCAGUUCUUGCUUCCGCAUCCUGGGACAAAACAGUCCGUAUUUGGAAUAUCUUUUCUAGAAAUCAAACGGUUGAACCCAUUGAAGUGCAGAGUGACGUUUUGAGUAUUUGCAUGAGGCCCGAUUGUAAGGAAUUGGCGAUAUCAACCUUAGACGGGCAUAUUGCCGUGUUUGACAUUGAAGACGCUAAGCAAUUGCAUUUGUUGGAUGGUCGGAAAGAUAUCAUCAGCGGAAGAUAUCUCGAAGACCGGUUUGUCAGUAAGAACUCGAAUCGGGGUAAAUACUUCAGCACAAUUACGUAUUCUUUUGACGGACUAACUUUAUUAGCUGCUGGGAAUAACAAUUCUAUUUGCAUGUACGAUAUCGACAGUGAAGUGUUGCUAAAGAGAUUUAUCGUGUCAGAAAAUAUGUCUAUUGAUGGUACUCUGCAGUACUUGAACAGUCGAAAAAUCACCGAUUCUGGAAUCAAUGCCGACUUGAUUGAUAGAGAUGGAGAGAAUAGUGAUUUGGAAGAUCGAAUGGACAAUACUCUACCUGGGGCACUGAGAGGAGGUGAUCCAAGUGAGCGUAGAACAAGACCAGAAAUUAAAGUUACGUCGGUUCAAUUUUCACCUACCACGUCAUCAUUUGCUGCCGCUACUACAGAAGGGUUGUUGGUAUACUCUGUAAAUCAAGACUUAAUUUUCGACCCGUUUGAUUUGGACAUAGAUGUCACUCCAGAGUCGACAUUAGAGUCGUUAAAGGAGAAGGAGUACUUAGUUGCAUUAGUUAUGGCGUUGAGAUUGAAUGAGACUUAUUUGAUUCAUCAAAUAUUGGAAAGCAUUCCUUUGGUGGAUAUCAAACUCGUGUGUCAAGAUGUUCCUGAAAUUUAUGUUGAUCGAGUUCUUCAUUUUGUUGGAGAGUUAUUAAUCAAAGAGGAUUCGCCUCACAUCGAGUUUUAUUUAAUCUGGAUCAAGUGUAUGUUAGCGCAGCAUGGAAGAUUUAUUGCGGCUCACAAGUUUGAAUUCCGUUCGUCAUUAAAGUUAUUGUCCAGAUAUUUGAAUAAAGUUGCAAAAGAAGUGGUGAAAGUUGGUAAAAAGAAUGAGUUUUUAAUUAGCUUCUUGAGUACGAGCAAAAACUUGAGCAACGAUGUAUUUGAAUACGACGAAGAUUCGGACCUGAAUAAGCAUGUGCAAGGACUGAACCUGGAGAACGAUAUUGAAGAUUACGACGAUGAAGAUGACGACGAUGGAGAUGAUGACGAUGAAGAAGGUUGGGUCAAGCCUGAUGCGAAGACAGCAUCAGGAAAAGAUGCAUUUGCAAAUGUAGAUAGUGAGAGUGAUGAUGAGAUGAUAGAGAUAUAG
Lodderomyces margitis is the source of this 2775-nucleotide messenger RNA. RefSeq names its product snoRNA-binding rRNA-processing protein (gene PWP2). Gene Ontology annotation, cellular component: small-subunit processome; Pwp2p-containing subcomplex of 90S preribosome. The coding region runs from base 1 to 2775 and encodes 924 amino acids. The record is from RefSeq and is a predicted model, not a curated record. Gene Ontology annotation, molecular function: protein binding. NCBI's taxonomy places the organism in Eukaryota, Fungi, Ascomycota, Pichiomycetes, Serinales, Debaryomycetaceae. Gene Ontology annotation, biological process: maturation of SSU-rRNA from tricistronic rRNA transcript (SSU-rRNA, 5.8S rRNA, LSU-rRNA); ribosomal small subunit assembly. The transcript has a single exon.